Molecule: messenger RNA, 1754 nt
Organism: Salvia miltiorrhiza (redroot sage)
Lineage: Eukaryota; Viridiplantae; Streptophyta; Magnoliopsida; Lamiales; Lamiaceae
Product: probable magnesium transporter NIPA6
Exons: 10
Coding region: 297-1349 (350 amino acids)
Biological process (GO): magnesium ion transport
Cellular component (GO): membrane
Molecular function (GO): magnesium ion transmembrane transporter activity
Source: RefSeq, a predicted model, not a curated record
CCUAGAUCCCAAAUACAAAAACCACCCAAUCAAAAAUCGUCUACUCAAAGUUGACCCUUUACACAUACUCACACUCACACUCACAGAUGAAGGAAACUCGAGCAAUCUGUACGUAUUCAUACAUGAAAUCCUCCCCAAAUUUACUGCCCUAGCAUUUCUGCAGCUCGUUUUAUUCGUGAUCGGUGCAUUUGUUUUCGGAAAAUCAAGUCUGGGAGAGUAAAGAGCGCAUCAAAUGAGCAUUAAAUUUCGGAGGAAUAUAAACAAGGAUUAUUAUUACUACCACCGGAUUUCGAUCGAUGUUUAAGGAUAAUCUAAUUGGGUUUGGAUUAGCUGUGGGAUCGAGCGCGUUUAUUGGAUCCAGCUUCAUCAUCAAGAAGAAGGGUUUACUGAGAGCUGGCGCGUUGGGCUCUCGAGCUGGCUCUGGAGGAUAUGGAUACUUGCUCGAACCACUUUGGUGGAUUGGAAUGUUUACGAUGGUCAUUGGGGAGUUUGCCAAUUUUGUUGCUUAUAUGUAUGCCCCCGCUGUCCUUGUUACACCACUUGGAGCAUUAAGUAUAAUCGUCAGUGCUGUUUUAGCUCAUUUCUUACUGAAAGAGACCUUGAGGAAGUUAGGAAUCUUGGGAUGCGUUUUAUGUAUAGUAGGUUCUACAGUUAUUGUGCUUCAUGCACCUGGUGAACAUGCUAUCAGCUCAGUCGAAGAAAUCUGGGAAUUGGCAGUACAGCCAGCUUUUCUUUUGUACGUGGCUUCAGCAGUAGCUGUGGUGUUGGCACUUGUGUUGUAUUGCGAACCACGCUAUGGACAGACAAACAUCAUGAUUUACAUCGGAGUUUGUUCUGUAAUUGGAUCCUUAACUGUCAUGAGUGUUAAAGCACUAGGCAUCGCUAUAAAGCUCACAUUGGAGGGCAGUAGCCAGGUAGCCCACUUCAAGUCCUGGGUAUUUGCCAUGGUGGCAGCUACAUGCGUUAUUACUCAAUUGAACUACUUAAACAAGGCUCUGGACACAUUUAACACUGCUGUCGUAUCUCCAAUUUAUUAUGCCAUGUUCACAUCACUUACGAUUGCUGCCAGUGCCAUCAUGUUCAAGGAUUGGUCCGGUCAGAGUGCUAGUAGCAUCGUCUCCGUUCUCUGUGGAUUUAUCACAGUGCUUUCGGGUACCAUGGUUUUGCACAAUACAAGAGAUCCGAUGAAACAGCUAACUAGAGAUUAUUCCGUGCUUUCUCCACAAAUAUCUUGGGUAGUCCACGCGAAUGGCGAGAUAUGGAAACAGAAAGACAGUGACGGCCUGCAAAAUGAAUACGUUGCAAUCAUCCAUCAAGACCAUUUCAAACAAUAUGAGAAUCCAGACUGAUGUGGAGAGUGAUAGUGAUCAUCAACGUCGAUUUUCUGGUAAGUUCUCGACAUCUCUUCACUGAUCAAUCAAGGCUGCAUUGUUUUUUCAGUAGAAACUUUCAUAGAUAUUGAUAUUUUUCUUAGUUGUCUGGUUAAUGAAUGUUUUUCUCCUUUCCUGGGGUUGGAGAGGUUGUAAGCUAGUUAGUUGUAUAAUAACUUGAGCAUUUUUUGAUCAUAUAUUUGUUGUGUUGAUUAUUAUUCUCAAAAAAGUUUGAUCUCCAUUGAGAUGAUUGGAUGGUAUCUAUUUCGUUCCAGUCGAGGAGAUCGUGGAUGGUAGGAUCUUAACUCAUAACCUCUUAGUUCUUGUACGAGUAAAUUCAUAUGUAAACUUGUUGACAAUAUAAUCACAAAUUCUUCUCAACUA